AUGUCGCUCGUUCGGCUCCGGUACAGAAAGACAAAGGGCGGGUUUUAUGGCGACAACCACGAGCUAGGCAUUUCAGACAGCAGUGAAAGAUUAUGUACAAGACUCCUCGAGACAACCCAUAUGCCACCUAGUGACACAAUCUUCGAAGAUGAUUUGUUCAAAGAGGCCUGCCAGAGGCUGAGCGGCAAAAAUGAGGCCAGAGUUACGCAGGAUAUAGCCCGACUUCUGGUGUCAUCCGCAGAGACGCUUGCUUUACGGGGUAUGAAACAAUUCAAUGUCCUAGUCGAAAGUAUCCGUAAACUGCAACCUGGAAUUGCGGAGGUCAUGCAUUUCUCUUACUUCGUGGGUAUCUACUACAUGCAGUUUCCCUUCCUGACAAACGAGGUGAAAUGCGGUGCGUCCGGACUUGCGAUCGCCGAUCGCCAAAACGCCCAUAGUAUGACAUUGGCAGUGCGGGGCAUUGUCGAGCUCUUCAAGCUGGCAAGGAAAGAGCGCGAACUCCUGACUUUCUCAAUAUCGCAUGACGAUGAUGGCAUCCGCAUUCACGGCUAUUAUCCCCUCUACAAACACGGGCUGUCUUUGCUAGGGAAGAUACGAGAAGUAAUUGACGCCUUACCGGAUGAUUUCGAUCUUGAAAAGAAAGCAGAUCACACAGAGAAAGAGAAGGCUACAGAACCCUCUAGACUCUCACACCGUCUCGACGACCAUGUUCCAGCAUCGGAACAAGCCGAGGCUGGCGUCGAGCCAAUUACUCCCGAAGCAUCGACCCAGACUGCCGCUAAGAAGAAGCCAAAGAAAGGAUGA
This is a messenger RNA of Bacidia gigantensis, 804 nucleotides long. RefSeq lists its product as uncharacterized. The record is from RefSeq and is a predicted model, not a curated record. Bases 1 to 804 code for a protein of 267 amino acids. The transcript is spliced from 4 exons. NCBI's taxonomy places the organism in Eukaryota, Fungi, Ascomycota, Lecanoromycetes, Lecanorales, Ramalinaceae.